This is a messenger RNA of Anoplopoma fimbria (sablefish), 1663 nucleotides long. RefSeq names its product nitrilase 1 (gene nit1). Bases 121 to 1065 code for a protein of 314 amino acids. The record is from RefSeq and is a predicted model, not a curated record. The transcript has 6 exons. Gene Ontology annotation, molecular function: hydrolase activity, acting on carbon-nitrogen (but not peptide) bonds, in linear amides. Lineage: Eukaryota; Metazoa; Chordata; Actinopteri; Perciformes; Anoplopomatidae.
UUUAAUCCUCUGAUAAUCAACAGAAGAAGACAGCAGCUCGGCUGGUUCCUCCUGCUGUGCACUGAACACACUGAACCAAACAUAUGAGCUUCUAUCAUGGACUAAACGUCACUUGGACCAAUGUUCAUGGUCAGGUGCAUUUUGGGAACUUCUGCAAAGAAUUUGGCCUCUCUUCAAAGGAUCAAGCUACAAAACAGGAUGUCGUCUUUACACCACCCAGUGGCUGCAGUGUGUCAGGUGACAGCCACCCCGGACAAAGAGGCCAACUUCUCCGCCUGUAAGCAGCUGGUGGAGGAGGCUAAAGAGCGAGGGGCCGCCAUGGUCUUCCUCCCAGAGGGCUUCGACUACAUCGGAUCCAGUCGAGAGGAGACGCUGUCGCUGUCCGAGAGCCUGAAGGGAGACACCAUCUCACAGUACACUCAGCUGGCCAGGAAGUUGGAUGUGUGGCUGUCUCUUGGAGGAUUUCAUGAACGAGGACCCGACUGGGAGUCUGACAGACGCAUCUACAACAGUCACAUCAUAAUUAAUGAUAAAGGUGACAUCGUUUCAGUAUACAGGAAGUCCCAUUUGUUUGAUGUGGAACUGCCAGAAAAAGGCGUGUCCCUUAAAGAAAGUGCCUUCACCAUCCCCGGACCCUCCCUCGUGUCUCCGGUCCAAACUCCCAUCGGCAAGGUCGGCCUUGGUAUCUGCUAUGAUCUGAGGUUCCCUGAGUUAUCGCUGGCUCUGCAAAGACAAGGGGCAGAGAUCCUGACGUACCCAUCAGCCUUCACUGUAGCAACAGGAGCUACUCACUGGGAGGUGUUGCUCCGUGCUCGGGCAAUCGAGAACCAGUGUUUCGUCCUGGCGGCGGCGCAGGUCGGCCGGCACCACGAGAAGCGUCAGUCGUACGGCCACGCGUUGGCGGUGGACCCGUGGGGCGAGGUGCUGGCCGACUGCGGAGGGGAGAAGCCGGGCGUGGUGCUGGUGGAGAUCGACCUGGAGAAGGUCAACAGCACCAGGAGGAACAUGCCGGUCCAACAGCACCGCAGAGACACCGGUUUCUAUCACAGUCUGGAGGAGACUUGACCAGGAGAGAAGUGCAAAGUUUGACUCUUUGGGUUGUUUAAGUCUCUGUCACGCUGCAUCAUGAAGACUUCAAGUAAUUUAAUUAAUGAGAGAUCAAAAGAGAAAUCAUUUUCAGCUUGUUUUAAUAAGAAACACCAGGAUGGGACGGUGGAAACACAAGUGUACUGUGAGGAAAUAAACAUUCAUUAUUGUCAAAUGAAGCUGUUAAUGAAUAAAGUGUAAAGAUGGAGAAUUUGAUCUGCUCUAGAUGAGAUGGAAGUAGUGUGAAGUGUAGAUUUCUGGAGCUUAUUUUACUGCUUACUUAACUUUGAAAUCAUCUUGUCAUCACUGCAGUAGAUUAUCUCAUAUCUAUUAGUAACGUUCACUUAGGAUCAAGAAAAUUAGCUCAGACCAAGUAAGUGUGUAAGAAAACAUUACUCGUAUUGGUCGAUAGGUGGUACUGUUGGGUAGUAACAAUAUAAGAAACAGGAGGAAAUGGUGGUAAAACGUUCUUGUUCUGGUUAAAUUACAGAUAUAUAUUGAUCUGUUGUACUGAAUGAAUAUGUUCAAAUUAUUUUAUUUUAUUAAAUACUGUUUUGCUGAAAGAUUAUAAACUCAA